CGAGGGUCACCCGGGAAUCCGCAGCUUGCGAAAACUGUGGGCAUAACACUAACGAUGCAGGCACUUCCGCCGUCCGUACUAGCAGACUGUAUCCCCUUUAAGAGACCCCUCCUUCAUUGAGUGUUUCCUCCAUUUUAUCUCUUUCAGCGCGGUUCUCUAUCACACAAUGAGACCCUUCAGAUUUUCCAGAGGGACUCGAUUGAGCACCGUCCCACUUGCGCCAAGAAAGAACUCAGAUGCUUUCUUGUCGAACAGAUGCCUGAAAGUUGUGGCAAGUCGAACAUUGCAAUGGGCGCCUGCAAGGGCAUAUGGGACUGUCCUGAGCCCGCCGUCAGCAACAGGUGAACCUUAUUGGCACAAAAUCGGCAGGUGGCGGCACAUUUCAGCGGAACAGUUUAUCUCGUAUAGCUGGCAAAUCGACAACGCUCUCACUACCGAAAAGAAGCUGACCACAUUUUUGGAGGAGGUCCUUCCGGAAAAACUUGCGCCUUCUAAGAACCGAAGAUUACAGCACAUCAAAACCAAGCAGGAUUUCAUUGAUGAUGUUGUCAAGGGACUCAGGAAGGCGCCUAUGGCGGUCAAGCUCACUCCGCAUAUCAGCUCAGUGAUUCAGUGGGAGCAUGCUCUCGAUGACCCCAUUCGUCUCCAAUUUGUUCCUCUUGGAUCUGGACUCGUUCAGGACCACGCCAAACUGAAGCUCGACUCUCUGAACGAGAAGGAUGAUUCAGUGGUAGAUGGACUUGUGCAUAGAUAUCCAGACAAGGUCCUAUUUCUCGCCACGGGCACCUGCCCUGUUUACUGCCGCUUUUGCACACGCUCAUACGCUGUGGGGAAUCCCACAGACACAGUCACGAAGGAUCCCUUGCGAGGUGGACGCAGACGUUGGCAGAAGAUGUAUGACUACAUUCGAGAAACUGAAUCCAUUACGGACGUGGUUGUGUCUGGGGGUGACACCUUCUACCUACCACCACAGGCCGUCAAAGAGAUUGGUGAGACCCUGUUAGCGAUGCCACACGUUCGACGCAUCCGUUUCGCCUCCAAAGGGCUCGCUGUGGUUCCAUCUCGCUUUCUGGAUCCUAAUGACAAUUGGACAGCCACCUUCAUUGAACUAUCCAAUUUUGCACGCACAUUAGGAAAACACGUUUGCUUGCAUACACAUUUCAAUCAUCCGAAUGAGAUCACCUGGAUUACGAAAGCGGCAGCACAGCACCUUUUUCAAAACAAUGUAAUAGUCAGGAACCAGUCUGUCCUCCUGAAAGGGGUCAACGAUGACGUCGAGACAAUGGGAACUUUGAUCAGGACUCUUGCUGACCAUAACAUACAACCGUACUACGUAUACCAAUGUGACCUCGUCAAAGGCAUCGAGGAUUUGCGCACCCCGCUCAAGGUUAUUCUGGAUAUGGAACAGCAACUCCGUGGAACUAUCGCAGGGUUCAUGAUGCCUUCCUUUGUCGUCGAUCUCCCCGGCGGCGGUGGUAAGCGCCUCGCAGCCGCUCGUGAGACCUACGACGAGGUGACUGGCGUGUCGACAUUCAAGGCUCCGGCACUGUUGGGCAAGAAGGGUCAGAUGAUCUACGAAUAUCAUGAUCCCAAGCCUGUCCUCGACACGAUACCCGUGCCUAUUCGCGACACGAAACCUAUACCGGCGUACGAGCCUACCGUCGAUCCAGAACCUGCACCUCAGCCCAAACGUGUGCCGGUGCAGACUCCACAAACUCCCGCAUAUCCCGUCUGGCGCGACUUUCCGCGACCGGCGUUUCCUGAUAUGCCCGCAGUUUUGUGCGAGACAAACGUGCCAGAGCGGAACUUGGGUGUAGCCACAGCAUGAGUGGUGAUGCGUGUCUUGCGGCGAAGGCACAAAAGUCGCAAGCAAUCCCUAACGGACGUCACCAUCGAGGUACAUACACACAUAACGAUCACGUAAAGGAAAAUCCAGAUCAGCACACGACCUCAUUACGGUUUCAUAUCUAUCGGACGUACUGGGUAGGACAGGCAACAAGGAUGUGCUUUAACCAUUUCUCUGCAUAGCGAGGGUGUGCUAAGGACCAAUAGCAUUUCAGUCAUGAUCAGAUUGAUACCACCUUUCCUUGGUUCAGGCACGGCGUUUCCGAAUCCUCGUUUUACAAAAGCACUGGUCCAGUCGAUUACUCGGUGCGCAUGUUGAUGGCUUGGAGCAUAUGUAUGUUGGUUCCCGUGAUGAUCACUG
Molecule: messenger RNA, 2206 nt
Organism: Westerdykella ornata
Lineage: Eukaryota; Fungi; Ascomycota; Dothideomycetes; Pleosporales; Sporormiaceae
Product: kama family protein
Exons: 6
Coding region: 167-1828 (553 amino acids)
Molecular function (GO): catalytic activity; iron-sulfur cluster binding
Source: RefSeq, a predicted model, not a curated record